UUAUGUAAACAAACAUUUUCGGAAUUUUCGGACUCUGGAUUAUAAUAAUUUCUCUUGGCUCUCAUUAUUCUCACAAUGAAUUAAUUGUCAGCUGCAAUUUGUAAUAACUUUCCAUGAAAAAGCACUUGGAUUUUUACGCCGUUUGGAAUUUAGUUUUCGUUUUGUUUCUGGUGUCUGUCAUGGUUUACAUCACGUUCGUCGGCUUCUGAUCGAGUGAAUCACCCUCGGCUUAUCUCGCUUUUGGGCAAAUAGUGGAUGUUACGUAACAAAAAAACCAUCCUUUGGCUGCUGCUGCCCAUCCUUUUUGCGUCCUUCGCCUACCGAGACCAAACCAUGUCCAUCUACCGCAGGACCGUGUGGUUCAUCAAAGGCAUGCGCGAGUACACCAAGUCGGGUUACGAGGCGGCCGCGAAAAACUUCAAGGAAGAGGACCUGAAGGUUGACUGCUCUGGAAAGUCUUAUAUGAUCACAGGUUCGAACAGUGGCAUAGGCAAGAGCAUGGCCUUGGAGGUGGCUAAACGAGGAGGCACCGUCCACCUGGUCUGCAGAAACAAAACCGCCGCUCAGGAGGCGUGCGAUGAAAUCAAGACCUCCACAGGAAACAAUAAUGUUCAUGUGCAUGUCCUGGACGUGUCCAAACCAAGAGACGUCAUCAAUUUUGCACGGAGUUUCAAUGAAAACCUGGACGUUUUGGUGAACAAUGCAGGGUGCAUGGUGCACACAAGGGAGGUGGAUGCCGACGGCCUGGAGCGAAAUUUCGCCACCAACGUACUGGGCACCUUCCUGCUGACCAAAGCCCUGCUAACCCGCCUUGAACAGUCGUCGGACCCAAGGGUGGUCACCGUGUCCUCAGGAGGGAUGCUGAACCUCAAGCUGGACCCCGAGGACCCGCAGUGUGCCAAGAUGAAUCCCUUUGAGGGCACCAUGGUCUACUCGCAGAACAAGCGUGGCCAGGUGGUGAUGACUGAGCACCUAGCCAGGGCGCACCCCGCCGUCCACUUCUCGUCAAUGCACCCUGGGUGGGCCGACACCCCUGCCGUGCGCACUUCAAUGCCCUCCUUCCACAAUGCCAUGAAGAACAAACUGCGCUCACCCGAGCAGGGCGCCGACACCGCCGUCUGGCUUGCAAUUUCACCUGCGGCCAGGAAGCAACCUUCUGGCCUCUUUUUCCAAGACCGAGUGGCAGUUUCAACGCAUUUACCGUUGGCCUGGACCAAGUCGACGCCUGAGGAGGAAAAGGCGUUCAUGCAGACCCUUGAUGACUUCUGGCACAAGUUCAACAGGUCAGAUUGAAACCCAGUACUGAUUUAUAUGUACUUUUUCUAUUUACCAUUCAUAAUUUGUGAUUUCAGUUUAAGCUAUUUGUAUUUUAAUUAAUUGAAUUUAGCUUUGUGCAAAUCUGGUGCUAAUACAUAAGAAAAUGAAAGUUUCACAUUGAAUAAAUCAAAUAAACAAAGAUAAUGUUCAUAUAAAUUGAAAUAAAUUUAUU
Messenger RNA from Neocloeon triangulifer, 1489 nucleotides. RefSeq names its product dehydrogenase/reductase SDR family member 12-like. Lineage: Eukaryota; Metazoa; Arthropoda; Insecta; Ephemeroptera; Baetidae. The coding region runs from base 256 to 1293 and encodes 345 amino acids. The transcript is spliced from 7 exons. The record is from RefSeq and is a predicted model, not a curated record.